AUGCCUGCUAAGCGUCGCACGACCACCACUACUACCCACGUUACCCUCGAUGGGAGCGACUCGUUCAAUUCGUCCUCGAGGCUCGGCACCCGCGAAGACGAAAAAGAGUUUUUGGGAAGUCUCAACAGUCGCCUCGCCACAUACAUCGACCGUGUGCGCCAUCUCGAGCAAGAGAACAAUCGUCUAACCGUGCAGAUCAAGGACAUCGAGAUUGUUGAGAGGAAGGAGAAGGACAACCUUGCACACCGAUAUGAAGCCGAAACGGAGCGACUCCGUAAACAAUAUGAGUACAACGCUGGUCGGCUGGCCAAGUUGGAGAUCGAGCGUGACACCGCCGUCGCUGCCAGAGACGAACUUGAAGCGCUAGUUGCCCGUUUGGAGCAGGAGUUGAAUGUCUCCGAGAGCCGUCGUCAACAGGCUGAAAGUCUGUCCAACGAUUAUCACGCUCGUCUCCAGACGGCGGAAGGCAAAAACAAGACUUACGAGGCUGAGAAUGCGGACCUCAAGAAGGAAAACGAUCGUCUUCGUAAGCAGCUCGCCGCUCUCAAAAAGAGCCUCGAAGAUGAAAACGUGUUGCGCGCGGAGUUGCAGAACAAGCUGCACUCGGCCAAGGAGGAGCUGGAGUUCGAGCGCGGAAAUCAUCGUCAGCAACUCGAAGACGUACGUCGGAAGCGCCAAGUAGAGAUGACGACGAUCUCGAAGCAGCUGGAGACCGACUACGAAAACCGUCUCAACGCUCAACUCGAUGCCAUGCGUGAAGAUUUCGCUAACCGCCUUGCCGCCAACCGCGCCACGUUCGAAGAACAAUACAAGAACAAGUUGAACGACGCUUCCGACAUGGCUGAGCGCUUCCGCGAUGAGGCUUACCGCCUUCGCGUUCAGGUUUCGGACCUCGAAAAGUCUAACCAAGGCGUCGAGGGUCAGAUCGAUGCUAUGAGACGCAAGAUUUCUGGACUGGAGUCUGAGAUGGAGAAGCUUCGUCACUCAAAGGACGAACGCAUCUACGAGCUGAACAAUGAAAUUCAGCGCAUGAUGCAAGAAUACCAGGAUCUCUGCGAUACGAAGAUUCAAUUCGAAAUGGAGCUGAAGGCGUACCAGGCGCUGCUUGAAGGAGAGGAGACUCGCCUGAACCUGUCUCACAAUGCGUCCAACGCUUCAUCUCGACAUGUCUCGUUCUCAACGACCAACAACUCUGCUUCACGCGGGGUCAAGAGAAGGCGUUUGAGCAAUGGAGAGGACUACGACUUCACUCACCAGCGCAGCCGUUUUGUCGCCGGAACUGCUGGUGACAUUAGUUUCGAAAACGCUGAUGAGGAGGGCAAAUCGAUCACGAUCAAGAACAACGGCGCCGAAACUGUGUCCCUCGGUGGCUGGGAGCUUCGGGUGACGACUGAUGAUCGCGAGGUCGUCUACAAAUUCAACCCUAAGCUGGUACUCCGCUCCAAUAACUACCUUACGAUCUGGUCGGCGAACUCUGGCCAGAAGCACAACCCGCCUUCUGAUUUGGUGAUGAAGAACCAGAACUGGCCCGUGGGAGCCAGCCCGGAAGCCGUCAUUGUGGACGGUGAAGGUGAGCGCCAGGCUUGGAUGGAGGCGGUGCAUGACACCAGCUAUGGUGACAAGGCCCAAGACCGCUGCUGCAUCAUG
Molecule: messenger RNA, 1647 nt
Organism: Mesorhabditis spiculigera
Lineage: Eukaryota; Metazoa; Nematoda; Chromadorea; Rhabditida; Rhabditidae
Source: the annotation of a GenBank genome assembly